AUGCGAAUUCACACCGUGAAGUUAGGUGUCUUAACUGUUCAGAAAUACCACCCAGAUAAAGAUCCAAAAUCAAAAAAAGCUAAAAUUUUAAUAGCUGAAGGUCAAAGUACAUUAGAUGGAUUUGUAGGUCAAAUAGAAAUUCCACCUAAAGUAAGAUUUCGUACUUCUCUUACUAAAUGGGUAGUUUCUGAUGAUCAACUGUUUACGACAUCUAAAAAUCAGCAUUUUCAGUCCAUUACAAUGCAUUGGAUUACCAAAGAUUGGAUGCUUCAAGAUAGUUUACUUGAUUUUAUAGAUCUUUGUGGACCCCAUUCUAGUGAAAACCUUUGUAAUGCUUUUGUAAAAAGCUGCCAAGAAUUUGUAAUUUUAAAAAAA
Molecule: messenger RNA, 375 nt
Organism: Funneliformis geosporum
Lineage: Eukaryota; Fungi; Glomeromycota; Glomeromycetes; Glomerales; Glomeraceae
Source: the annotation of a GenBank genome assembly